AGCAGCAGCCACCGCCGCCGCCACCGCCACAGCAGUGGCAGUAGCGGCAGUGGCAGCGUUUAGCAGUAGUGUUCCCAGCGCUAGCGGCAGUCGCAACCGCCCUCCGCGUCUCCGUCUCGCGGACAGCCGCAGCCACCGCGUGCAGAGCGGGCUCCGGGCACCGCCGCGCACAGCCGGCGAGCCGGGCAGUGCUGGCGCGGGCGAGCGGCGCGGUGAGAGGAGCGCUGUCCUGGGAGCCGGCGGGCGGCUGUGGAGCCUCUGAGUUUCGGCGACCGAGCCCGACAGCUCUGCCUCCAUCUAGUGCGGCGGCUGCGGCGGAGCCAGAGUGAGCGAGCGGAGCGAGGCGCGUCCACCUGGCGGGCCCCGCGCAUGGAGCAGAGGCAGAGGAGGCGGCAGUGAGCGGGAGCAGCAGCGGCAGCUCGAGCAGCUCCGGCGACGGCGGCAGCCCAGCCUUGACUGCGACCGUCCCAGCUCGGGACGCCGGCAGCAGGGACCCACCAGCGACGUGCGCCUCGGGAGGCGGCCUGCGAGGUGCUCUGCAAGCUGAGAACUGACUUCAGUCUCCUCUACUUUUUUAUUAGUUUCCUGUUGGACAACAUUUGAAAUUGGAAUGAAACAGUAAGAGGAUACAUUCAUGGAUAACCAACAAGAUAAAGUUAUUGCUGCCUCAGCCAAUGGAGAAAACAAUCUGAUUAAUGGGGUCAAAGAAAAUGACUCAGAGGACCAGGAUGUGGCAAUGAAGUCAUUCGUAGCUCUAGAAGCUACUACUCCAAUCCAGCCUAUACCAGUGGUACAAAAAGAGUCCCCAAUGUUUCCCAGGGGUCUUCUUCCUCUGCCAUCUAAGAAGCCGUGUAUGCAGAGCCCUCCAUCUCCUUUGGCCCUGAUUGAAGCACCCGAUCAUUCUGCUAAUAGUGCUUCUGUGAAUGCCAUCUCCCUCACAUCUGGAGUUGCAAAAGGCCUGAACACAUGGUCACUGCCCAAUGAGUGUGAGAAAGCUCCAUUUGCCAUAAUGGAACCUGCAGGCAUGUCAGCUCUGAACGGAGACUGCCUCAUGCAGCCAAGCCGGACUUGCUUAGGUUGCUUCAUGGAAUCAAAAGAAGCAGUAGAUCCUGAACCAGGGAUCAGUCUGAAAGUCAGUGAUCUAAAUCGAGAUUAUGAAACAUGUGCAGUCUCUGACAUAGGGAUUCAAUGCAUUAAUGCUGGGGAAAACAUUAAGUAUGGAGAGCAGCUGCUUUCAGACCAGCUGUUAGGCUUCCCCCUGCAUAAGUCAAGGGCAGGAGAUAGACGAGAAUCUGAGAAACCUGACAUCGACUUGGAAGAUCCAACUCAGAAAAGUUAUUAUGAGGCAUUACUAUUAGAUAAGUGCAACACGGAAGAAGCUUUGCUGGCAAAUUCCAAUCAGGAUUGGGGUUACUUUGAGACUUUUAUUAGUGAGAGUAAGAUUGAGCUACUUGACCUCUGUUCCAAGAAUGAACUGUCUGUUAACCUUUUCUCUGAAGAAGAUGUGGAAAACUAUAUGUUCGAUGAUGAUGAGUCAACCCUGGGCAGUGAUGUCUGCUCCCUCAAAAUUCGAUAUGAGUCCUUUCAGGACAAUGUUCGAGACAAGACCACUCUUCUGAUGCAGGAAGAUGCCCAAUUCAAUUUUUUCCCCAGUGUCUUUACUACGUGUCCCAAGCGGGACUCUAAGAGUGGAAUCCUCAAGCAGAGCAGUGAUCUUUCUCAAUUCAAGGUCCCUGAUGUGAGCAUCAUCUGGGGAGAAGAAGAUAAAAACUUGGACAAGAAGAAAGGCAAAGAGGAAGUACAUGAAGACAAAAGCAUAGAGACAAAAGAUGAAAAAGAUAAUGGAGAAAAGCCUGCAUUAAACAAUAAACCAUGUAGUGGUCUUGAGGUAGAGCAGUUUAAGAACCUAAAGCCUGACCAACUUACUAAUUCCCUGGAGACAUCAGGGAAUUUCAGUGAUGACAGUUCCUUCAUUGAGGUCUCAUAUGAUGCCAUGGGGGAGAUCAAAGACUGUAGCCGCUAUAUGGCUCGGGACACUAAUUCUGGAAGUUCAUCCUCCCAGCAGAACUAUGGGCUGCGAGCCAAGAGAAAAGUCAGAUACAGCGAAGAUUAUCUAUAUGAUGUUGACUCUCUAGAGGGGGAAAAAGUAAAUGAGAGAAAGGAAUGGCCUCCAGGUGGUUCCAAAGAAGAAGAUGAUGAUGAAUGGUGUCCCAAAAAGAGAAGAAAAGUAACACGUAAAGAGCCCCCUGUUAUUAUUAAAUAUAUCAUUAUCAACCGUUUUAAAGGUGAGAAGAACAUGUUGGUGAAGCUAAGUAAAGUAGAUGCCAGUGAAACAACAGUAAAUCUGAGUGAGAAUCAGCUCAGUAAGUAUGCCAAGUUAUCACCUUUGAAAGGAUUCUGGCAAAAGAAGAAAAAGCAGAAAAACAGCAACACAGACUCAGUCAAAACACCCUUAUGCCAAAAGCAAAGCUUUGAACCAGGUAGCUUUGAGGUGUCAUUCCUGCCUCCUGCUCGUAAACGAAAAUCUAAGCUUGGCAGCAGACACAGGAUUCAAAGGAUCCAAUCCGUGGAAACUUCAGCAAGUAGUAAGCAGGUUUCAUUCUGCAGUGAUCAGAAACAAGCUUGUAAUCGCAAAGAAGAUGGUGUAAAAGGGACACCAAAAUCAGCACUUCUUACUGACCCAAGCUGUGCCAAUGGAUCACAUUUACGUGGCCUCAUAGUCCCCGACUCAGUGAAAGUCAAAGCUCAAGAUACAGAGUUCAAGGGCCCAGAGAGGAAAGUGCUUAACAAAAUUAAAUUUAAAAGUGAAGCUAGGUUAAAAUCCAAAAAAAUCAAAGCUGGACAAGAAAACAAACCAGUUGUUCAAAUGAGCCCUGUCUCAGAAGACACAUCCUCCAAGGCUAAUUUAAAAAAUGAAGUCACUCCUGGAACCUCAAACAGUUCCCAUAUGUCUGAAUUUCACGAGACAAAAGUUAAGAAUUCCACUUUCCUACCCACCACCUGCUCUUCUGAAAUGCCUCUAUCAUCUGCUAAUGUUGCCACUAAUAUACCUGUUAUUCCUGGAGGGUAUCUGCAAACACUGUUAGAUGCUUCUGACUUAUCAAAUAAUACUAGUAUCUCAUACUUCACCAACCAUUCUGCAGAGCAAAAUGAAGGCAGCCUCACUCAAACGGAAAAAGAAUUUGUACCUCUCCAGUCUGCUCAAGACUGUGUGCUGUCCUCAUCUUCUGAUUCUCAGCUGCAGCAAUCAUCUCAGACCUUCAAAAUGGAAGCAAGCAACUAUGGAAGUUUGUGGCCCGACAAGGAUACAUCUGGCUCCCAGGAGUUCAUGACUGAAGUCUCAAGGGAGAUAGCCACAAACCAAUCUAGUGAAUUUGAGGCUUCCCACGUUGUCUCCAUGGAGAAUAACCUCACAGCUAUAACAUACAGUCCUGUAUGCCUCAAUAGUGAUGCCAGUGGUUGCAACAAGGUUCUGUAUGCCUCUGUGCAGGACUCACAUCUCCCACCUGACGACUUGUAUCAAUUGUGUCACUUUAAUAAUGGAGAGAUCUGCUUUCCGUUCCAGCAGGGCCCACUCAGUACAGAUGAUGAUGGCCGGCUCUUUAGCUUUGAUUCGAUGACUUCCCUUACUGUUAGUUCAAGCAAUUAUUGUUCCUUAAGCUUGAAAUCCUGUGAAAAGGAUGGUGAUGAUGAAAUCAAUGAUGACUUUCUGGCCCACUGCAGCCCCAAACUGGUGAUCCAGCAGAGCAUUGAUGAAAUAGCACCACUAAAGGAGUCCACUGACCUCCUUGACAUCUCCAACUUCACUCCUGACAAGUUCCGACACUCUUCUCUCUUAGAAAUGUCUCCCCCAGACACCCCCAGUCUUUCUCCUCAGAGUACCAGAUGUGAGAGUAUCAAAACACUAGGAACAAUGAAAGGAUUCCAAGAAGGUGUCCCAGGAUCGUUGAGCACCGUGGAAAAAGUCAAGUGGGACUGUAAUACCCUUUCACAACAGGCCCAAGCAGAUGAUGGCUUUACAUUAAAUAGCCAUCAGUUUCAGUUCCAUAUGUUCAAUGAUGAGGACUCUGUUGGCCUGCUCCAAAAAAGCCCUUGCCUGUCAACAUUUGAUGAGUCAGCUGGGCAAAUUAAUACUACCAGCAAAGUGUCAAAAUCAAGAAAGAAAACUUCACCUGGCAAGAGUGGGGCUGUAAGCCAAAGUUCUUCUCAGAAAAAUUCCAGGAAAAAAUCGCCAAAAGCAAGCAACAAAGGGGUUGAAAAGCCACCUAGCAAAACCUCCCGCCAGGUUCCUAAAUCAACAAAGAAAGGGAAAUAUGUGGCUGCUGUCAAUGGAGAGAAAAUGCAAAUUGGGAUUGGCCAUAGUGGGGGCCAACCCAAUAGUACAUCCUCCAAUGCAAAGACACUGACUGAAUGUAUUCAACAUGGUGGUCCUGUUGCCUCUAUGAAGAUACCAAGUCAGAAGGGACUUUCUGGAGAUUGGGCUUUGGGAAAGGAAAGCAGGCCAGGAUGGAAUGACAUGAGUGUAGUCACUAAUACCAACAACCUUCUGGAUGAUGACCAACGAGAGUUUCAAGAGCCUUCCUAUAUCUUAUCCAAUAUUGCCUCUGGUAUGGCAGAUGUGCAAAGAUUCAUGAUGGCCUCCAUGGAGCCCCUUUGGGAACCCAUGGAGCACCAAGGGGAGUCCAACACAUUCUACUCCCCUGAUUCCAAUAGCCUAAAAUUAAAAACCCUCAAAAUACUGGCUGGAACACCACAAGAAUCUAAGAAAAAGAUUACUAAUGGGUCUUCAGGAGCUACUAAGAAUCACAGGUCAGUCAAAGCUGUGAGCAAAAGCAACGGGAAAGCGGCAAUUGGUGAGCCUGGUCAUGCAGAUAUGCCUGGGUCCAGUGAGGACUCUCGCUCUGCCUUCUUUGAUAAAAAGUACAGUAAUGUGAACACUUUAGGCAAUAAUGGACCAACACACAAAAAAUUAUAUCGUCACAAAUCCAGCUCCAAGGCCCUGCGAGAUGAGAAAUAUAAGGGAAAGCGCGUGGAACGAGAACAGGCCCACAAGGAUGAGGCUGGAACAACUUCUUUUGAAAAACUGAGGGAUUCCAAGUACAAUCUCCUAAAAGCAGAAACAGCAUUUGGGGUUUUACCUGUGUUUGAAGAAGAGACUCACAUUUUCCAGAAAGACAUUUGAUGUUUGUGUUUUCUUUCUUUCAAAAUAAGCUUUGUGCUGAAUUUUUGCUUAGAAUCACCACCUCAGCCUGUAUUGUGAUCCCCAAGACUCCAGACCUCAAACUCAUCUUGCUUGGUUUUAGGAAUGGAGUGCUUUCUAUGUAACCAAAAAGUGGAAAUUAAAGAAGAAAUAAAGAAAAUGUUCUAUGAGUAUAAUGUGUUUUUAUAAAAGUAAAUAUGGGAGCAGUUGUCCCAGAUUUUUUUAAAGCAUCAUGAUGUUCAGCUUUGGAGAAUGGGGUAAGACUGGGGUAGGAUAGCUUGAAACUGUUUCUAACAGUUUCAUUGUCAGAACUUGAUCAUCAGUCCUUUGGAGUGGAUACUCUUUCAGUUGCUCCUAUGGAGCCCACUAGGGGCCAAUUUUAGGGCAUGGUUCAUAUCUUUCUCCAAAGAGAACUGCCAUUUUGAAGCACCUUUUUAUCGGCCUGCCAUGCAUUGUAUGUUCUUAACAUAUAAACUAGUGACUUGUAACCAGUCAUUUUGUAUUGAAACAUAACAAGAAAGUGAAUUUGAGGAGUGUGCAAUAGACCAAGGCAGAGAUGCUUAUUGUACACUAUGCUCUACAUUGUUGAGCACUUUGCAUUCUGUUGGUCCUGCCUCUGCUCUCAGAAUUAUUUUCCUUUCUGUCACAACAUAGUAGGCCAAACUUACUGGGAGAUCUCUUAUUCAACCAGCUGCCUUAGUGGAGUGAGGACCAAUGUAUGAAAAUAGUGUUUUGCCCUAUCACUGAUUUCUUCAACUCAAAAACCUUGGAUUUUCCUUGAUCUGAAAUUUCUGACUACUCCCUUCUAACCUCUCCUUUCUGAGAAGCUGCAUCCUAUUAAUGCCUCCUCUUUGGAGUCUCAUUUAAUCUUUACUUUCCUGGAAAUUAUAUCCUCCCUUGUUCUUCUUUCUUGACUUUUAUCAGUCUUAGAAUUUUUCUUCUUGUGUAGUAUUCUAUUCAAUAUCCCAGACUGUCAAAGUCUAAGAACUACAGCUAGAGGUUUUCUUUUGGAAGUUUAGAAAACUACCUUUCCUGUCUUAUUCACUCAAAAUACAAAUGCACGAGCACAUGCACACAUACCAUUGAGAAAAGACUGAAACUGCUUUCUCUUGAAGGUGUGUGAUAACAGGUCCAAUCUCUUAUUGUGGUCAGGUGCUGUACUACAUGGAGCAGAGUGCAGAUACAAUGGCCCCAGCUAAGGGUCUUCAAGACAUUGAGGGUUGUGUUGGGACUACAGUAAAUAGCUUGAACCUGUGGCCAUCCUCUAUGCCUCUCCAGUGUCUCAGAUCUCAGCUGCUUCACAUAUGCUGCUCCCUCACAGCUUUCCCUACUGACUUCUUGCUGCUCUGUGCAAUUAUAUGUUAAGGCCUUAUCUUUUCCUAUAUCUUUUCAAACUUUCUGCACUACUUCAUUCAUCACUUCUUUAGCCAUCUCUCUGAAGUCCUUGGUGCUAGGUGGGCUUUUGUGACAAAAAUUUUCACCUUCUCUGACUCUUUUCUUUGCUGGGAAGAAUCGUUGGGGGGUAGGGAACACAAAGGAGGGUAUGUGUGUGUAAGAGAGAAGCAUAAAGGAUGCUUCAAAUGCUGUAAUCAACUCCCAUCCUGUGUUAUUUCACGUGAGGUCUUGCAGUUCUAGUGAAUUUCCAUUUUAGUGGGUUUGAAAUAGUGUUUACUGCGUAAAGGAGAAAAGCAUAUCCAAGGACCUCUUUGCCUUGCUCUUACCAAACUGAACUAGUGUUUUGGAGAUCUACAAUUUAUAGAUGCACUCAGAACAGUUCUGAGAAAUGAGGAGAGUUAGAGUUGAAUUUCUAUGCUGAAGAGGUAAAUGGAACACUAGCUAGUCCUAGCUGUUGCUAGAACUAGAAAUGUUUGUUUUCUCCUGUUUGACUGAAAGGUUGUCAAAUUUAAAGAGUUUUCAUUUUCAUUUAGGGUUUUUAAUGCUGCCAGUCAUAACAGAAAUAUCUCCUUUUGUAAAAUAAAACUAAUGCAAGUUUUGUUUUUUAAUCAUAAAAUUCUCUAAGCCAGUAUUAUGUUUAGAAGGCUUAGUACCAAAAUCAAACAUUUUCAUGACAAACAGAGAUCUUGUCAACAUAAUGUAGGCCAGGGAUUUUAUAGAGAUUUCUCAAAGACCCAAGUUAAGGACAGAAAUUAGUUGAGAUGUUUAGUUUGGGAAACACUACCAUCAGAUUAAGAGUCCUCAGCCAGCAUGGAGUUAUUUUGGUGACUAUGCAGGCUACCCUUUAAGACACAGUUUUCACUCAACAUUAAACAGUAGCUACAGUCAUGAUGCAGAGAUCCCAUUGCAGCUAUAUGAUACUUGAGGUGUACUCUUGGUUUGAGAAUCAUAGGUAAAUGAUAAAACACUGGGGAAAGACACUAUAAGAGAGUGGCUUAGUAGAAAGUUUUAAGGAAUGAAUGAGGCUUUUAAAAAUCAGUGUUUUGGUAAAUCAAUACUAAAUACACUAAAGAAACACUCACCCGUACAAUAUGAAAAGGAUGUCUGUGUAUCCAACAAGCUCAGGGUUCUCUGGGCCCACUGAAAAUGAAGAAAGGUAACCAGGCAUGGAGGCUCAUGCCAGGAACCCUAGGCAGGAUUGUUGGGAGUUCCAGACCAGUCUGGUCUAUAGUGUGAGACCCAGUCUGAAAAAUAAAAAAAUAAAAGAAAGAAGGAGGAUG
This is a messenger RNA of Mus caroli (Ryukyu mouse), 7875 nucleotides long. It is a transcript of the gene Nexmif, whose product is annotated as neurite extension and migration factor. The record is from RefSeq and is a predicted model, not a curated record. Gene Ontology annotation, biological process: negative regulation of cell-cell adhesion mediated by cadherin; negative regulation of cell adhesion mediated by integrin; negative regulation of cell-matrix adhesion. Gene Ontology annotation, cellular component: nucleus. NCBI's taxonomy places the organism in Eukaryota, Metazoa, Chordata, Mammalia, Rodentia, Muridae.